CAGAUGCCGGACUCAUCAUCGGAUGCGAAGGGUAAUAACGGUUUGUUGAAGGACUCUUCCCAAAUGUAGAGUGGGUAGUUGGUAACAGUGUUUCGAAAAUUCUUGGAAGUUGGGAUUAUUUCUAGAAUUACAUAUCCUGUUCAUUUGACAGAUAUAAUGGAAGGAGGCCAAUCAUCUCAGUCAAAUUUCCAACGAACAGAGUUUACAACAUCACCAGUCAAAGAAACACAAACUAAAGCUGUUAGGGAAUAUGAAGAAACAAUUAAUCAACUUAGAAAGGAAAAUUUUGAUCUUAAAAUGCGGUUAUAUUUGUGUGAAGAAAAACACAGGCAAACUUAUCAUGUUAAACGUAGUUAUGAUGAAAAGCAAGAUUGUAUUCAAAUUAUUGUAAAUUUGGAAAUUGAAGCAGAAGAUUUAAGAAAGGAGUUGAAUGGAAAAGAAGAAGAGCUACGCACUGCUUUGGAGAAGUAUUCAGAAGAAAUUGAGAAGUGUCAAACGGAGUUACAAGAAGCACAAAAGAAAAUUAAUGAGCAACAAGAAUUCAUAAGGAUAUUGGAACAACUCCCAACAAUUGAUGAUUAUAAUGAGGUUCAGAGACAAUUCUCUGAAAUGGUCAGUGAAGGUGAUUGCAUGAAGCAACUGUUAGCUGAAAAGGAGGAAGAAAUUGAAAAAGCUAACCAAGAGUCAAAGGAAUUGCAGGAAAAAAUCGUAGCUUUGAACAAGAAAAUUAAGCUUAGAGAUGAAGCAAUCAAAAGUUGUGCACGAAAGUACCAUGAAGAAACUGAUUACAUCCCUAAACACAUGAGGCCAAUUAUUAAAUCUACAAUUCAAGCUGCUGUAGAUAAUAAUGAAAAAGAACUCGUUUCAUCUCUGGAAAAAUUAAAAAGAUCUCUUAGUGAGAUAAUGGGUGUGCUUAUACCAUCAAAUCUUCAAAGCACUUAUGUAGGAGAUUCCCCCACAAAGGUUUCUUCAUCUGCACAUUUAAGUGGAUCAUCUGAAAACUCACUUAGGAAGAAUUCAUCUGCAAGUGAUGCUGGCGUCAGCCGUGAGGUUCCUCCUGGUGAAUUUUCUGCAAUAGAAGGAGAUUUGGAACAAUCAGAAAUGAUUUCAAAUGAACCAGUAAGUCAUUCUGAAAAAACCAUUCAAUGUGAUUUAGGAUCACAGGUUAUUGAGUCAAGUGAUCUUGGUUUAGACAUUUCUGAUAAAAGCGAUUCAAAUGUCGAGACAAUCAAUAGACUAAAGAAUGAAAAUUAUAGUUUGAUGCAUAAGAUUGAAGAAAAAAUUAAAAUUAUUGAAAGUUUUACUACCACCUUAUCAGAUAUUGAAGAGAGAGAGCAAGAACUUAAAGACAAAUUAGGGGAAGCUUAUACAAAAAUAAAUUGUUUGGAAGAAGAGCUUGAAGAGAAACAAAAUUUACUGGACUUAGAGCUUGAUGUUCCAUUUGUUAGCUCAGCUGAUAAAGCGUCUCAGUAUGACUUAGGAACUCAGACCGAAAGUUUAAUACAAGAAAUUAAUUCAGAAAUUAUUCAAAAUUUAACUGCAAAUUGCUCUGAUUUAGAAAAGCAGGAGCGAGAAUUGAAAGAUCAAUUAAGCAAAUCUUUGUCAAAAAUCAAGAGUCUUGAAUUAGAACUCCAAGAGACAAAAAGCCAAAUUUCAAAGGAUGUAGAAAAAGGGGAUUCUUUCUCUCAAACUGAUAUCACUUGGCAUUCUCUUCAGUCAAGCAUAUCAGAUAAGAACUUGCAAGAAUUCGGAACCUCUGACAAUAUCAAUGAAUUGAAAGAAGAAAUCCUGAUGCUUAUACUAGCCAUUGAACAGAAAGAUAAAGAGCUCUCGGAUAACAAUCAAAGGUUCAUGUCACAUGAGAGUUUACUUAUGCCCGUAGAUGAAGGUUAUACAACUGAGCGGGAUGAAUUACAUCGUAGACUGGCCAUUUCCUGUUCUGUUAAUAAUGAACUGUUGAAACACUUGCAAAGUUUAGAAAGAUUUAUGGAAGAUCUGUUACAACAGAAAAAUGCGUCUACCAGUAGCUUGGAAAAUAUAAAUGAAAAUGCAGAUUUCCUAGCACGUUUUUCUGAUUAUGUUGAUCGGAGUAUGAAACUAUCUCAAACUUUAUCUAACCAACUGUCCAUCUGUGAAGGUAGCAGAAUCUUUGAUUUGAAUGAUACAACAAUGCAAAGAAGUGAUUUUGAUGUCAGUGACCGAAAAAGCAUUGGCGGCUUACUGGAUUCUCAGUUUAAUCAAGAGGAAUCGGAUAUUCCAUAUAUUUAUCAAGAAGGUAGGCGUAAUUUUUAUCCAUCUGUCAAAGAAAAUCAAAAUAUCUUAGCAUCAGGCGAGUCGAAUUUGUCGGAAAUCUAUAGCUCACGAAAACUCCAAUCUUUCACUGGAAAAAGGCAAACAGCCGAUUCCCUUAUGGGCAACCCUGACAAUGUUGUAGUUCUAAAAACCAGCAACAAUGAGGAUUUGAUUCUUUUGCUGAACGAUCAAGGCGAUCCCAAAGAUGUUAUAAUCAGAAAUAACGGCGAGCAGAGCAGAAACUCCGAUCAACAUCGCAGGCGAUGUUGGGAUGCACCUACAAACAACGAUUUUUGGAAUAGCGAAAAAUUUGCUGCACAGUACAAGGAAAAUGUUUAUAAUGUAGAAAACAGUAAUGUGUUUAAAUCAAAUUACAUGAGAUACAACACGUGGAUGUCUUCCGACUCCGACACCUGGUCUGAACCUGAUCGGAACGUUUCUAUGCAGAGGAUUGGUAUUGAUGUUCAAACAUCCCCUAUCACCUCCAGAUCGCCAAGAAAAUCACGUUAUAAGGACAGGAGAGCAGCUGAAGACUCGACUAAAAAUGAAUCAGCUUCUAGCUAUGUGAAACUACACUCAUUUUCGAAACGAAGGAGAAGUAGCGAAACUUCAAAAAGCUCCUUCAUCUGUAAAAAGUGCCAAAGACAAUCUCAACAGCUUGAUGACACUUUACAAGAAGAAAACAGUAAUGUUAAUGCCCAAGAGCUUCAACAGUUGUAUGAGGAAAAUUCUAGUCAUCAAAAUGAAAUAGAAAAUCUUUCAGAAAUGCUUAAACAAAAAGAAGAACUAGUAGGUUCCCUUAAUAAGGAAAAGAAUGUCCUUGUAAACGAAAUUAAUGAUUUAAAAGAAGAACUAGCAGAACUGCAGAGAAAUAAUCAUUUAUUAAUUUCUAAGCAGAACAAUUCGUUCUUAAAGCUGGAGGAAAAAGAUUCAUUAAAUGAGGAACUGAAAGGAAUAAUCCGUAGUCUAGAAAUGAAUGUCGAAAGCUCAAAAGCUACAUUUGAAGAAUUGCAGACAGAACUCAAUCAAACCAAAGAGCGCCUUAUAGAACUCGACAAAAAAUGUGCCAAAUAUGAAAAAACUAUUUCAAGUGAUAAAAUAGAAUAUCAAAACAGAAUUACUGCAUUAGAACAAAAAGAAAAAGAACUUUUGGAAAAUAUCAAAGAAAUGACUUUGCAGAAGGAUAGUCUGUUAGAUAAGCUGAAAAGUGAAGAAAAACGUGCAGCAGAUGCGGCUAAAGAAGGAUUAGAAAUUGCAGAAAAGGUGAAAGCUACCAGUGAAGAAAUAUUGCAAUUGCAGAAUUGUAAUAAAGAACUCCGAGAGCUAAAUACUUCUCUUCUAAAUGACAAAACAUCAGUCGAAACAAUUUUAGAAUCUUCUAAAUCUGAAAAAGAAACAUUAAAGUCUGAAAUCAAAAGUUUGAAAGAAGCAAUUGAAAAAUUAAGAUCCAAGUGUGAUUCGUUUGAAGCUGAAAUUGACUUUGUAACUCACUCAAAACAAAAUAUUAUAGAUUUGCUUUUGAACUUUGAGAAGUCUUUUAUGUUGAAUCUUAAAACUUUAAGUAAUGCGUGUAGUGUGAAGUUUGAUACCAAUGUUAUAAACUUUGAAGAUGUGGAAGAAAUGCCAUACUUAGUAGAUGAAGAUGAACAUGUAAAUGAAUUACUGAAAAGAAUUACUUUGGAAAAUUUGAAAUUUAAAGAAUUGGCUUCUGAUUUCACUGCAAAGAUUGAAAAUAUUAAAAAAGUAAAGCAAAAUGCUGAAGCUGAAAAGCAUAAAUCAUCUAUUUUGGAACAUCAAAUUGUGCUUAAAGAUGAAGAAAUUAAAACUUUAAAUGAUGAAAUAGAUAAACUGCAAACUUUGAAUAAUGAGAUUUAUGAAUUACAGAGUUCAGUUGAAACAUUUAGGGCUGAUCAUGAGUUAUUGCCAAAACUGAAAGAAGAUGUCGAAGAAAAGGAAAAUCUUCUAAGAAUUUUGAAAGAAAAAAAUUGUGAUUUAAAUGAAAAUGUGAAAAUUCUGCAAAAUGAGAAAAAUAGCUCUGAACAGGCUCUUAAAUCUGCUAAUGAUGAAAUUUCUUCAUUGCAAAAACGCCUUUUGUCAGAAAAAUCAAGUGAAUACUAUCAGAAUUUAGUAGAUUUGAAGCAAAAUGAAAUAGGGAAAUUACAAGAACAAAUUGAUGCCAAAGAAACUGCCAAAUCCAGAUCUGAUGAUGAAUUAUUGGAAAAACAGAAAAGAGUGAUUGAAGAAAAGGAGAACCUCGUUAGAGAUUUGAAGGAACAAAAUUAUGAAUUAAAAGAGAACAUAAAAAUUCUUCAGAAUGAGAAAAACAGUUUGAAGCAAGCUCUCAAAUCUACUAACAUGGAGUUGGAAAUGAAAGAAAAUGAAAUCCUGCAAUUACAAGAACAAAUCGAAUCCCACGAAAUUGUUAAAUCCAAUUCUGAUCAGAAACUGUUGAAUACACAGAAAAAAAUACUGGAGGAAAAGGAAAAUUGUAUUAAAACUUUGGAAGAGAAAGUUCUCGAAUUCGAGAAAUAUGUUCAAAUUUUCCAGCAGAAGCAAAACAAUUCUGAAAAAACCCUAAUUUCUGCAAACGCUAAGAUUUCUGCUUUGCAAGAAAGUCUUACGACAUCACAAAAAUCAAAUGAGGACUGUAAAAAUUCAUUAGACUUAAAGCAAAAACAGAUUGACAAAUUACAAGAACGCAUCCUCACCUUACAGUCCCAAAUCAAUGAGCUUUUAACUGAAAAGAUGAACCAGGGUGAAAAAAGUCAAUCAAGACGAAAGUUAACUCCUGAAAGACCAGUUAGUCCUGAUAGCUCUACCAUUAUGGAAGUUUCUUCAGAUUCUCUGUUACACUGUGUGUCCACAAGCUUGGUCAACAGUGACAAUUCUGGUUCUUUAGUAAAAUCAGUUCAAAGUGACCAGAUGAUCUCAUCAAAUACAGUUAAAAAGGAUCGGGAAAAAUAUUUGAAACAUAUUAAGUCCUUGCAGCAUAAACUUGAAGAAGCCAGUAGCCGUAAUGAAGUGCUCGAGAAAGAGAAAAACAGCCUGCGUGACAACUUACUAUCUUGUGUUCAUAAUUUCAAAAGAAACAGCACGGAAAAAGCAAAAGAGGAAGAGUCAAAAAUAGCAGAAUUGGAAUCAAAAUUAGAAACCAAACAAUCAUUUAUCAAGGAAUUGAGAGCUGAUUUGUAUAAAGCGCACGAUUCACUCAUUGACAAGCAGAAAGAUAUUGACAAGCUGAAACAGGAGCUGUUUAAACUCAAAAAACUGAAUGAAGACAAUGCAAGAGCUCUGCAGCAAAACAUUCCAGGCAGCAGGUUGUCAGAUACUUUCCUGCUGAGCACAGAAGCUAAUAUCAGCGAUUUGAGGAAGCAUAAGAAAGAAUUGAUGAAUUCUUUACUAGGUUUACAAAAGCAGUUUUAUGAGGCAAAAAAGAUUAGUACGAGUCAUUUCGAAAAAUCCACCCGUCACAUAGAAAGCCUUAGAGCACUUCAAGUCAGUCCAUCUUUGUCGAAAUCUGAAAGUGCUCCCUUUCUCAAUUAUUACUCAAUGUCAAAUGCUGAACAAAGCAAGAAAUGGGACAGAACUUUGAGAAAUGCGAAAAUCGAUCUGGAAGUUGAUAUCGAAUGUUUGCUAAACUUUAAAGUAUUCCUGAAGAGAUUCUUUUCACCGAUAAUGAGUCAAAGCAAUGAUGAUGAAACAAAAAAGGAUGAAAUUGUGCAAACAGAUCUUAAAGAUGAAGAUUCAAAGCCUGCCAAAAGUAAAGAAAACUCUAAGCUGCCUUCCAAAAUUUUUUCAAACAGUAUUGAACGUCGUCUACGAGGGGAAAAAGAGGAGCCAUCCCAUGACAGGUUGGCUGCAACUGCUUCUACAAUAUCAGUGAAACUUGAUUGGAUUGAAAAUGUUCUAAAAACUGUGAUAGAUGAAUUUGAGCAACUUAGUGACAUGGAGUCCGUAAUUAAUGAAACAGCCAGAGAUUCAGAUGCAAAAUCAAUUUUACUAAAGUUAUUUGAUAGCCUUGUCUCUCUUCAGGAAAAUGCUUCUGAAAUAUUUCAUAUGAACUCAAAAUUGAAAUCCUCAGAACUUUUUGACAAUAACCUUCAUCAUAGUAACAGUAAACAAGAUAGUGAUCAUGAAUCCUUAUUAAGUGAUGAAACGAUAGCAUUGAGCAGAAGUGCAAGCUUAAGUCCUGUUAGUUUUGACGGCCAAUUUGCAACAAAUUCAGUCCACCAGAAGCAUAAAGGAAGAGCUCUUAUCCACAGCUAUAUAAAGCAAAGUGAAGAAAUCAAGAGAAUUCCCCUGAGACCAUCUCACAAAGUGAUUUCCAGUUCACAAGAUUCAGUGUUCCAACGCUCUCACUAUUCGUCACCAGAUCUGGGCAUUGAAUCUGAUCCCAAUCAUGAGCACUCAGCUCCUGAAGAAGUUGACAAAUUUCAUUCCACAAAAGUCAGCACUUCGAAGCACGAUUUGUCUGGCUCAGCUAUGUACAAAAACUUGGACAAACAGAGACUAUCCUCCAUUAAUAGUUUCAGUGAUAGUAGUUUUAAAUUCAAAGAUAAAAGUUUACUUGUUUUAAAUGGCACAUUGCAUGCCAUUGGCAUAUUGCAAGAUUAUGAGCUUCUUAAAAAUGAGAUAUCAGAGAGUAUUGUAGGAAUUAAGAGUAUACUUUCAAGGACAGGGGAUGGUAUGCAGCAUAUUACCACCAAUGCAUCACCUCGAAAGAAAUUGGAAUAUAGUACAUUCAAAGCAAUCAAAGACACUUGUUUGAAUCUUGAUGUUUGUCUCGAAAAAGCGAAUAAAUUGGUGAACAAUUUCUGGGUUGCUACUUGUCCAACUGAAGAUGAAUGGAGACAAUUAAUUCAUCAGAAUGAGGAACUGAAUUCCAUGCUGAAGAAAAUGAGUGAAUCAAAGAAAAAGCAAGAAAAAGAUUUUAAGGAUGCCUUUGACAGAUUAAAGCAAGCUGAAACUAUUAAAGAACAGCAGGAACAAAGAAUUUCAAAAAAACUUGUGAAGACUAAGAAGAUAUUGAGGCAAGCUGAAAGGAAAAUUUUGGAGACUAGAAACAAAGAACUUCCCUUGUUAGCCAAGCAUUCUUUCAAAGCUCCUCUCAACCCCUUAUGAGCCAAAAGAAAACAAAUUUCUUUGCUUGAGCUUUUUUAUAAAUCAUAAUUCAAUUAUUUUGACUAAAAUUUUAUUACUUACCUCUACAAUUGCAUUUAAUGUAUCUUAUGAGUGACAUAAUGUUUGAAAAAACAAGUGUGCUUUAUUUUUCUAUUAUUGAUAACAUUUUUUAAACAUUUCAUUAAAUUGUCUUUAAUAAAAUGUGCCAAAUAACAAAAUGAUAUUUGCUAAAUUUCUAAAUUGUUUAGUUUUGAAACAUUUUUUAAAAAGAACUUUUUAUUGCAUUUUUUCUCUAGUGAAGUAUGAUAUUAAAUGAGAUUUUGUGAAGCACAACUGUAUGUUUUGUACAAUUUUCACUGUACAUGGAAGUACAUCUUUUGUACAUUGGGUUUUAGUUGGCGUACCUUGUAAAUACCAUCAUGUUCAUAGUAUGGAGCUGUAUAAAAUGAAUGAUUGAUUGUAUAAAUGGUGCUUGAUGAAGAAUAAAGUAAUUUUAUGCUUUUUGUACAAAAA
Molecule: messenger RNA, 7926 nt
Organism: Parasteatoda tepidariorum (common house spider)
Lineage: Eukaryota; Metazoa; Arthropoda; Arachnida; Araneae; Theridiidae
Biological process (GO): centriole replication; microtubule bundle formation; negative regulation of centriole replication
Cellular component (GO): condensed chromosome; condensin complex; mitotic spindle pole
Molecular function (GO): gamma-tubulin binding; microtubule binding; chromatin binding
Source: RefSeq, a predicted model, not a curated record